This is a messenger RNA of Rotaria sp. Silwood2, 822 nucleotides long. NCBI's taxonomy places the organism in Eukaryota, Metazoa, Rotifera, Eurotatoria, Philodinida, Philodinidae. The record is from the annotation of a GenBank genome assembly.
AUGACAUCUACAAUUGAAAUUACUUCUUUAACAACUAUACCAAUAAAUAAUUCAAAGAUUUGUAAUACAACAGAUAUAAAAACAUAUUCUUAUUCAAUUAUUGAACAAAUUCUUGAAUGUCCUCUAUGUCUUAAUCGUUUUCAUGAUCGACGUGCAUUACCAUGUCAACAUAUAUAUUGUUGUUCAUGUCUUAAAACAAUUAUAUUAUCAAAUAAAUCUUAUAAAAAAAUAAUUUGUCCAUUAUAUCAUCAAACAUUUUCAUAUAAAAAUUUUGAACAAUUUUCUAAAUCAUAUAUACAUAAUCAAUUACUUGAUUUAAUUCCAAUUAAUUAUGAUAUUAAAGGAAAAUGUUUUAAAUGUAAAAAAAAUAAUUUAUUAAAUUUAUGUCCAUGUUGUGAUUAUCAUUUAUGUAAAAUAUGUUUUGAAAAUGAUCGUCAAAAUUUAUUAAUUAAUCUUAAAAAUAUUUUUCAUUUAUAUUAUAAUAAUCGUGAACAUUUACAAAAAAUAACAUCAAUUGAAAUAAAUAAUUUAUUAUAUAAAACAAAUUUUUUAUUAAAUAAUUCUCAAACAAUAGAAUUUAAUGAUAUUUUAUCAAUAUUUUAUGAUUUAAAUUUUAUUUAUCAACAAAUAAAUAAAUUACCAAUAACAAUAACUAAACGAACAUAUGAAAAUGAUAAUGAAAAUUUAUCAGAUAUAAAACAUAGGAAAAUUGAAUCAACAACUUAUUUAAAUCAAUCACAAGAACAAAUUAUUGAUGAUGAUGAUAUUAUUUAUAUUAAAACAAUACAAACAAAAUCUACAUCAACAUUUGAUGAAUCAUAG